GCGCGCGCGCUCCCGUGUGUUCGCUUGCUCGCUACCUCGCUCGCUCUCGGCGGCCGCUCUCGCUGUGGCUGCGGCUGAGGCUGGGGGCGGCGGCGGCGGCGCGAGCGGCGGGCGGCGCGGGGCGGUCCGGCGGGUUCAAAGAGGAAAACAUGGCGGAAAACAAAGGCGGCGGUGAGGCAGAGAGCGGCGGCGGGGGCAGCGGUAGCGCGCCGGUAACCGCCGGGGCCGCCGGGCCCGCGGCGCAGGAGGCGGAGCCGCCUCUCGCCGCGGUGCUGGUGGAGGAGGAGGAGGAGGAAGGCGGCAGGGCUGGCGCGGAGGGCAGUGCGGCUGGGCCCGACGACGGGGGGGUGACCGCGGCCUCCUCCAGCUCGGCUCCGGCCGCCUCGGCUCCCGCGGCCUCGGUGGGCUCCACGGCUCCCGGGGGCGCGGCAUCGACGCCGGCCCCAGCUGCAGCGUCGGCUCCGGCCCCGGGUCCCUCGUCGGGGCCGCCGCUCGGGCCACCAGCCUCACUUCUGGACACCUGCGCCGUGUGUCAGCAGAGCUUGCAGAGCCGGCGUGAGGCGGAGCCCAAGCUGCUCCCCUGCUUGCACUCCUUCUGCCUGCGCUGCCUGCCGGAGCCCGAGCGCCAGCUCAGCGUGCCCAUCCCCGGGGGCACCAACGGCGACGUCCAGCAAGUUGGUGUAAUACGGUGUCCAGUAUGUCGUCAAGAAUGCAGACAGAUAGAUCUUGUGGAUAAUUAUUUUGUGAAAGACACAUCUGAAGCUCCUAGCAGUUCUGAUGAGAAGUCAGAACAGGUCUGUACAAGUUGUGAAGACAAUGCAAGCGCAGUUGGUUUUUGUGUAGAAUGUGGAGAGUGGCUAUGUAAGACAUGCAUUGAAGCACAUCAGAGAGUAAAAUUCACUAAAGAUCAUCUAAUCAGGAAAAAAGAAGAUGUUUCAGAGGCUGUUGGAGCAUCUGGUCAGCGCCCUGUGUUUUGUCCUGUACAUAAACAAGAACAGUUGAAAUUGUUCUGUGAAACAUGUGACAGGCUGACAUGUAGAGACUGUCAACUGUUGGAGCACAAAGAACAUAGGUAUCAGUUUUUGGAAGAAGCGUUUCAAAAUCAGAAAGGUGCAAUUGAAAAUCUGUUGGCUAAGCUUCUUGAAAAGAAGAAUUACGUUCAUUUUGCAGCUACACAAGUGCAAAAUAGGAUCAAAGAAGUAAAUGAGACUAAUAAACGAGUAGAACAAGAAAUUAAAGUGGCCAUUUUCACCCUUAUCAAUGAAAUUAAUAAGAAAGGAAAAUCUCUCUUACAGCAGCUAGAGAAUGUUACAAAAGAAAGACAAAUGAAGCUACUCCAGCAGCAGAAUGAUAUCACAGGCCUUUCCCGGCAGGUGAAGCAUGUUAUGAACUUUACAAACUGGGCCAUUGCAAGCGGCAGCAGCACGGCACUACUGUAUAGCAAACGGCUGAUUACUUUUCAGUUGCGUCAUAUUUUGAAAGCACGAUGUGAUCCUGUUCCUGCUGCCAACGGAGCAAUUCGUUUCCAUUGUGAUCCUACCUUCUGGGCCAAAAAUGUAGUCAAUUUAGGUAAUCUAGUAAUAGAGAGUAAGCCAGCUCCUGGUUAUACUCCUAAUGUUGUAGUUGGGCAAGUUCCUCCAGGUACAAACCACAUUAGUAAAACCCCAGGACAGAUUAACUUAGCACAGCUUCGACUCCAGCACAUGCAGCAACAAGUGUAUGCACAAAAACAUCAACAGUUACAACAGAUGAGAAUGCAGCAACCCCCAGCUCCUGUACCAACAACAACAACAACAACACAACAGCAUCCUCGGCAAACAGCCCCACAGAUGUUACAACAACAGCCUCCAAGAUUGAUCAGUGUGCAAACAAUGCAAAGAGGCAACAUGAACUGUGGAGCAUUUCAAGCCCAUCAAAUGAGACUGGCUCAGAAUGCUGCCAGAAUACCAGGGAUACCAAGACACAGCGGCCCUCAGUAUUCCAUGAUGCAGCCUCACCUCCAAAGACAACACUCAAACCCAGGACAUGCUGGACCCUUUCCUGUUGUAUCAGCACACAACCCAAUCAACCCAACAAGCCCUACCACAGCAACUAUGGCAAAUGCAAAUCGAGGUCCCACCAGCCCAUCUGUUACAGCAAUAGAACUAAUCCCCUCAGUCACCAAUCCAGAAAACCUUCCAUCAUUGCCAGAUAUUCCACCUAUACAGUUGGAAGAUGCUGGCUCAAGUAGUUUAGAUAAUCUACUGAGUAGAUAUAUCUCAGGCAGUCAUCUACCCCCACAGCCUACAAGUACCAUGAAUCCUUCCCCAGGACCCUCUGCUUUAUCACCCGGAUCUUCAGGCUUACCCAACUCUCACACACCCGUGAGACCCCCUAGUACAUCUAGCACCGGCAGUCGCGGCAGCUGUGGAUCUUCAGGAAGAACUGCUGAGAAAAGUCAUAGUUUCAAAUCUGAUCAGGUGAAGGUGAAGCAAGAACCUGGGACUGAAGAAGAGAUCUGCAGCUUUUCAGGAGCUGUGAAACAAGAGAAGACAGAGGAUGGCAGGAGGAGUGCCUGUAUGUUGAGCAGUCCUGAGAGUAGUUUGACACCACCUCUUUCAACUAACCUCCAUCUAGAGAGUGAGCUGGAUACAUUAGCAGGCCUGGAGAACCAUGUGAAAACAGAACCUACAGAUACGAAUGAAAGCUGCAGACAGUCAGGACUCAGUAGCCUGGUCAAUGGAAAGUCUCCAGUGCGAAACCUCAUGCACAGGUCGGCAAGGAUUGGAGGAGAUGGCAAUAGCAAAGAUGAUGACCCGAAUGAAGACUGGUGCGCGGUCUGCCAGAAUGGAGGGGAUCUGUUAUGCUGUGAAAAAUGUCCGAAGGUCUUUCAUCUUACUUGUCACGUUCCAACACUUCUCAGCUUUCCAAGUGGGGACUGGAUAUGCACGUUUUGCAGAGAUAUUGGGAAGCCAGAAGUUGAAUACGAUUGUGAUAAUAUGCAACACAGUAAGAAGGGGAAAACCGCACAGGGCUUAAGUCCUGUGGACCAAAGGAAAUGUGAACGUCUCCUACUUUACCUCUAUUGUCAUGAAUUAAGUAUUGAAUUCCAGGAGCCUGUUCCUGUUUCGAUACCAAACUACUAUAAAAUUAUAAAGAAACCAAUGGAUUUAUCGACGGUGAAAAAGAAGCUUCAGAAAAAACAUUCCCAGCACUACCAAAUCCCAGAUGAUUUUGUGGCCGAUGUCCGUUUGAUCUUCAAGAACUGUGCAAGGUUUAAUGAAAUGAUGAAAGUUGUUCAAGUUUAUGCAGACACACAAGAGAUUAAUUUGAAGGCUGAUUCAGAAGUAGCUCAGGCAGGGAAAGCAGUUGCGUUGUACUUUGAAGAUAAACUCUCAGAGAUCUACUCAGACAGGACCUUCGCUCCUUUGCCAGAGUUUGAGCAAGAAGAGGAUGAUGGUGAAGUAACAGAAGACUCUGAUGAAGACUUUAUACAACCUCGCAGAAAACGCCUAAAGUCAGAUGAGAGACCGGUGCAUAUAAAAUAAAAUGACGUGGACUUAAUCAGUUGUUUUUAAAAAGAAAGAAAUAACAGAAGGAAACAAAACAAAACACCCUUUUAUUUAAGUGUUACUGGAAUAUCCUGUGUACAGUGGGUACCUCCUUAAAGAAGUUGGUAGCUUUCAUACAGUAUUAGAUUGAAAUAAUGGACACAGAAAACAUUCUUGUCAAGAAAUGGGGAGAGAGCUCUGCAGCUUUUAAGUAAGAGCAAAGUCAGACAUGAAAGAGUUUGACGAUUUGUUACAAAUGAAGAUGGUUCUCUGACUGUUAGAAACUUAAAUGAUCAUGUGUGUUAAUUGGUGCAGGAUGCUACGUCAGGCGAGGCUCAUGUUGCAUCAUUGUGUCUCUGCUAGAGCACACAGUUACUCAAACAACUUAUAAGUCUCCUCCUACACAGACACAAAUGGGUUGUUUUCUGGUUAAAAAUCGAGUAGAUCAUAUUCCACUUGAAUGUCACUAAAGAUGCAUUGAAUCAUGCCACUGUAUUUUUUCUCAUUUUGAUCUAUUGGGCCUUAGUUUUUAAAUUGGUUUAAAGAACUCAAAUGUAGUUUUAUUUUCUACUUAGAUAUAGGGUCAAGGAACAUAACUAUUGAUAUCUGAUAGUCAGCUUCAGUGGUGUUCUGAAAUGAAUAUGGUAACUUCAGUAGUGGAUCAUACAGAUUUUAUGGAAGUCAUUUCCAGAAAACCCUUCUAAACAAUUACACAUACUGGUCAGAUCAUCUGAUCAUGCGGUUAGUUAUUCCCUCAAAAGGCAGAACAUUUAUUUCAAAAUUUUCUGUACAUGUAAAUUAGAUUGAGAAGGUGACAACUGACUCUCACCCAGUCUUUUCUUUGUACCAGUUUCCAGUAGACCACUAUUGGUAAACAGAAAUCUGUCAGCUACCAAAUGUGUACAAUUUUCUGUAUUUCACUUUGUCUUAUUUGUAAAUAGUGAGCUCAGACUUCUGGCAGAUCAGCAACAUUUGCUGAGCCUGUUUUUUAAGCUAAUGUGUAUUCUUACUAAUGUUCCUAUCAAGAAUGGAUUUGUAAUAUAUGCUGUCUAUUUCUAAUGUUCACAUUCAUAUUUUGAGGUUCUAUCUUAUUUUAAUAGAGAACAGACUUCUCAAAAAAUCUUCAGAAGCAGCUUAUUAUUGAAAUAUCAAAAUAUUGAAAUAAACCCGGUGGGGUUAGAUUACUCAUCUGUCCACCAAGUGGGACAUGUGCAUGGACUGGGGGCUUUAAAUGACUUAGAAGAUACUUGUAAGUAAAUCCUGAGAACGAGCCAAACCCCAUGUGAAUGGUAGUUGGAGUGCACCCAGCUUUGUUUACUGCCUGAUGACAGGAGUAAUACCUGAAGCAGAUAGACCAACUCGAUCUGGUUUAUUUUCUCCUCUUCGUUGUGAUGCUCAAAUCAAGUGUGCUCUAGACUGUGUGCGCAUCUCCAUUGGAUUAAAAGUUGUAGUCCUACUUCUGUAUGGACACAGUUACAAAGUGACCAAAGUAGAAUCAACAUCAGAAGCGUUUCAGGUGUCAGCAGAUGUGUGGCAAAUCACUUGCCUCUUAAAAACAUCAGUUUAAGCAGUUCAGACUGUAGACAUACUCAGAAAACUAUUUGACUUAAUUGUCGAAGAAGUGAAUAUUUUUAGUGUGCAUUGAAUCAAAUAAAGUGCUCUAAAGAAAUUAUUAUACAGAUUCCUUUGGGUUUUUCUUUUCUUAACAAGGGAUGUGGGUAAAGAGGAGUAUGAUUUAGGCCUCCUUAUACUGCGCUUAAACAAUAUUGAUCAUACCACUGGCUUCAUCUCUUGGCUUCCUUCUAGCUUCUCUUUCCUUAUAAAUUAAGGUUCAUUUAAAAAAAUGCUCCAGACUGAUUUAUUAUUUCAUUGAAGUUUCAAGUUGUUUUUUUUUAUGAAGACGAAAAUUUAUUUUAAGAUGUUUUAUUUAUACCUAUUUUUCUCUUUUCUUUGAUAUCCAUGAUUCUGAUUUGCAAGUAGAUGUAUAUCUAAGGGCAUAUUUUUGGCAAGUGGGAGAAUAGGGGCCUAACUUAAUUUUGUGACGCUUCUGAGCCAGUGUUUUGUAUUUGUUUUUCAUAUUAAUUCUUUACAAAAUUCUUAGUAAUGUUAUAAAUAAGCUCUGUCAAGUGGGCACAGAUUUUAAGCAAAUGUUCCCCACUAAAGCCAUUCUCGUGUUACAUGGGAGAUUUGUUUUCCCUUUGCUUGUUUUAAUUCAAGACCAUCCAUUUAGAAGCUUCCGUUUCUGUUAGCAGAGAGACCCCUACUGCUGAGGAAUUAACUUGUUGUCAACAAGCCACUCUUAAAUGAUACACUAACUUUGAUAAAGCACUUCUGCACACUAGUCAUUGUGUUUCCAGGCUGUUUAGCUUUAACAUAUGUAUGGUUUAAAAGUAUAAAAAACUUAAAUUCUUACUCAAAUUAUCUCAUAUUUCCCUGUUUAUAUUUUUAAAAGACAAAUGUAGAGUCUCCUUUAAGUCCUAGGUGCAGAUGCGAUAACUGUAUUCUUUGAUAGAGCCUCUGUCUCAGAUAUGGAAAAGAGCUCACACGUUGAUUCCUUUAAAUCCUUCAAAGCUCUUGAUGAAUUUAGGGUUACUUUUCCCAUGAGAGAACGAAGCAUAAGUGUUUCUCAACCCCGUUGUACUGGCCUUAACUUACCUGUCUCAGCACUGACUCCACUGCUUAGCUGAGCGAAGGAACUGCUUUAUCAGGGUGGUGUGUGAGGGCUCUAGAGUCUGGUCAGAUUAUCAACCUUGCUCUGAACAAACUGUUACCAUGGAGCUCACCUGCUGAAAUUGCCCUCUUUGGAAUCAACAGGUUGUGAGUUUUUGUUGUGUCUCCCCCCCCCCCCCACACACACACACUUUUGUUUCUUACUCAGAAUUUUUAGGUUAUUAAAAAGUCAGUUCUCAUCCUUUGUUAUAAUAGGUUUUGGAAUUUUUUAGUUAAUCCAAAGACAUAAUGCUUUAAAGUGUGCAAAUUGCAGAUUUAUCGAUUACCUCAGCAGGUAUCCUGCCAUGUAAUUAUUAAAUCAACAGAUUCAGAGGUCUUCCGACUAUGCCCUUGGCUAAUUAUAAUUACCACGAUGUAAUUAAACAGUUUGCUCUAUCCAAAAUGGGGAGUAGAUGCUGUAGGCCUCCCCCCUUAGCCAGCCUCAUUCACAUGUAGUGCAUUAGGUACAAAAAUUCAUUUCUUGUAGCCAGAAUUAGAUUGAAUCAUUAAGUACUUUAAUAAAAAUGUAAGAAAAUAAACGUGCUAAGUCCCUGAAUUAAAACAGCUUCUUUGGCUGGGGAGAUGGUUGGUAAGUAGAAAGUACUUGUUCCCCAAGCACGAGGUUCUGGGUUUGCAUCCCCAGCACCAAUACAGAGGUGGCCACAGUAGUGUGCACCUGGAAGCCCAGUGCCACUACAGCAAGUGGGAGGUGGAAGGUGAGGACUAAUACCUUGAGCUGUCCUGACCGCCACACACACCCUACACACCUCCACAUAUACCCUCAUACACAACCUGCGAGCUUACACACCUCCCCCACAUGCACCCUAGGGUGUGCCCUCAUACAACAGAGCGUAUACACCUCCACAGGUGUCCUCAAAUAGUCAAGCGUACACACCCUAUUUGCCUCUACCAAUUAUCUGCUGAAGGUGAUUUAAGAGUUUCAAGAUGUAUUGCACACCUGACCUGGAUUAACUUACUUCUUCCAGUUAAUGCUUCCUUGAUAAAGCAAUAACGCUGCUUUGAGUCUGUUGCCUAAUAGCAUGUCAUAACCCUCCCCUGGAUGGUGAUUUUAUAGGAAAGUUUGUAUGCAUAUCACCCAAUCUAUCUUUUAAAAAAAAUUAAGAAAUUUAAAUGUAUGCUGGAAGUAAUGACAAUAUAUUGUGGCAUUUUAUUUUAAAAAAUUGGGGAAAGUUGCAUAUUUUUUUAAAAGUAGCUGUUUGAGUAAAAAAAAUUGAUGGUACUUUUUUAAGGAAAAAAAUUUAUAUGCCACAGUUUACAUAGACAUUUCCAAUGUCAGCAUUUACUCUUGGGUAUAACAGCUUCUUUACUGGCUAAAUGCAUGUUUUACUUGGUCAGAAGUGUAUCUCUCCCAUCUUAGUUACUUCUGUUUCCUUAUAUGACCCUUUAUAUAUUUUUAUUGUAACUUAAUUAUCUUCAAAAGUAAGUUGGGUAUAUUUGUUAAAACUACAGAAUGUAUAGAAUUGAGGUUCUCCCUUUUCUAGUGUUACUUAAAAACUGAAAACGAUACUGUGUGACAUUGAACAGAUCCCAAUGGAGGCACCAGAACGAUCCUGAAGUGCCACAAUACUCCAUUCAGUUGUGGCCUAAAUUUCAUUCGUAAGAAUGAAAUGCAUGUCUACUCCUGACCUGAGAAAUGUAGGCGUUUACUAUGUUUUAGAGCAGUGAAACAUGGAUGUAAGCCUACAACACAAGGUGUGUGCAGUUGGAAAGCCUGCACACACAAAGGAUUCAAGUCACAGCCUUACUAGUUCCUUGCUUCCAGUAUUUGAACUGGUCCUCCCCUCAUUACUACUAUUUUUGCACAUAGUUAACUAUCCUUCAGAAUGAUUCUUAAAAAGUGCUGUUUCUGUGGUAUUGUAUUCUCUAAAUGGUCAUAUUUAAUUUUUUAAACAAGGUUACAAUUUCUUAUGUUCUGUUCUUGUGUUUUUGCUGCCGUGUAAUAAAAGCAAGUUUUUCUUUUCGUGGUUAUUUAAUACAUUAGCUGCUUGUAAAUAAUUCUUGUCACAGUGCUCUGGAAUGUGUUGUAGAAGUUGUAUUAGAUUAGUUUGAAGCCUUGUUUAAAAACCACAUUGUUUUGGUUAUUUCUAUUAAAUUAGAAAAUUGCAAAAGUU
Alexandromys fortis (reed vole) is the source of this 8371-nucleotide messenger RNA. RefSeq names its product tripartite motif containing 33 (gene Trim33). The coding region runs from base 150 to 3527 and encodes 1125 amino acids. Gene Ontology annotation, molecular function: protein binding; zinc ion binding. Lineage: Eukaryota; Metazoa; Chordata; Mammalia; Rodentia; Cricetidae. The record is from RefSeq and is a predicted model, not a curated record. Gene Ontology annotation, cellular component: chromatin. The transcript has 20 exons.